Messenger RNA from Plodia interpunctella (Indianmeal moth), 4843 nucleotides. RefSeq lists its product as uncharacterized. The record is from RefSeq and is a predicted model, not a curated record. Gene Ontology annotation, molecular function: RNA binding; protein binding. Gene Ontology annotation, cellular component: SCF ubiquitin ligase complex. Gene Ontology annotation, biological process: SCF-dependent proteasomal ubiquitin-dependent protein catabolic process. The transcript has 13 exons. Bases 184 to 2241 code for a protein of 685 amino acids. NCBI's taxonomy places the organism in Eukaryota, Metazoa, Arthropoda, Insecta, Lepidoptera, Pyralidae.
AUUUUAUAAAAAAAAAGAAGUAACACGGCCGUUGUAUGUUGACUGCGUUUGCAAAUAUCUAUUUUUAUUUUGAGUAUUUACUUCAAAUUUUCUGUAAUAUUUUGUUUCAGUUACAGUUUAUGUGAAUGCUUAUUGUGAAUCAAACAAAUAAAUACUCUUCGUUGUGCAAUAAUAAUUUUCGCCAUGUUUUUUGACGAGGACGAUAUUAUCGAUGAAGAGAGAUAUUUCAAUCCAGAAAUAUUCAGACUUGUCAGUCGCGAAUUCUAUUCAAAUCUUGAAGUCAUACCCUAUGGUGUUAGAACUGUGCCUACUCACACAGAAGAUGGAAUUCCGAUUAGGAAGUUGUAUGUAUCUAAUCUACCUCCAAAGACAACUCGCAUGGAGCUUUUUGGUAUCUUUGCUCAGUAUGGCUUUAUCAAGAGCUGUUGGUUAAGAAUGGGUGAUAAAGGCCCUUAUCGGGCUCCUGCCCCUACAUAUGCAUUUGUCACCUUUAGCAACCCUGAAGAUGCACACAAAGCAUUACAAGCCCCAAGUCAUGAGAAAAUACUGCGAGGUCGCAAUCUAAGGAUAUCACCAGCUGACAGUUGGCACCAGCCUCUGGAGGAUGCCGAAGGGAAGGUUAUAUGGAAGAAUCGUGCUGAUCGCCGUGGAAACAAUAACAAUAAUGGACAGCAAGAAGUAUUGCCUGAGUCCUCAUCAGAUAAUGGGGAGGCGUCAAAUUCAGAAGUUAAUGUUAACGAAGAAGAAACAACAGAAGAUGAACCAAGCUAUAACAUACUGGACAUCCUCAACCGGGAUUGUCUUAAUCAUAUCCUAACAUUUGUUCCAAUAAGAGAUUUAAUUCGAUCGGAGCGAGUCAGCAAGAGGUGGCAGUGUAUGGUGCAGGAGUAUCUUGAUAGUAUACGUCUGUUCAAAACGUCGUGGUGGCAGCAGCAGCCGCGGCGGCUGACGACGGCGGUGCUGCGCCACGUGUUGUCGCGGCUGGGCGCCUCGCUCACCAGACUGCACAUCGACCAUCCCUGGUCCGCGCUCAACGACCGCACCGCGCACACUGUCGGCAAGUUCUGUCCCAACCUCGAGGAGCUCAAGAUAGUGAGCAUGCACACGAAGAAUUGGAAUCCACUAAUCUAUGGUUGCAAACAGUUGAAAAGUCUUACAUUCUUAAACUGUACCAAGUUAACGGACUCGAGCUUAGUGCAUCUGGUGAAAGAUAACUCGAGCAUCGAAAGCUUGACCGUAGCGAACAAUACACACGUCACAGGCCUAUUCCUGACCGGCUCCAACCCUCUCAAACUCAGCUCGCUUUCAUUCCACAACUGUUACAGCCUUCAGGGUACCGUACUGACGACAGCCAUCGACACUUUACCGCACCUAACCACGCUGAAGUUAGACGUGUGUCCCGUAGCAAUGUGGAAAAUUAUCCCAUUAAUAUUGAAUAAACUACCAAAGUUAGAGGAACUAUCGUUGAGCGAAUAUUCCUCAGUGGAGUUGUGCGUGUGGCCGCAUGUCAACGAAGCGUUUUGUGAAUCGCUGGCGAACUUAAAGGAGUUGAAAUCGAUAAACUUGAGUAGAAACAUUUACGUGUCGAAUGCGGUGUUGAAGGCGAUCGGAGCGCACUGCAGUAAACUUGAGUCGCUCGAUGUGUCCAGUUGUAAUUCCAGAAAGUCAUUCCCUCAUCCAGGCGUGGGCGACGAAGGCAUCCUGGCCAUAUGCAAGGGCUGCCCGGCGCUGCGCGCGCUGGACGUGUCGUACCUGGCGGGCGUGUCUCCGGCCGGCGCGCGCGCGCUCACGCGGCUCUCGCAGCUCACGCGCUUGCGCGCGCGCGCGCUCUCCGCGCUCUCCGCCGGCGUCGUCGCGCUGUGUCUGCACCACUGCCACCAUCUGGAGGACGUAGACGUGUGCGGCUGCGACAACAUAACGGAACAUCUGAUAUCGGCGGCCGUGGAGGCGCUGCGCGCGCGGCCGCGCAAGCUGCGGCUGCGGCUCGUCGGCACCGCCGUGCCCGUGCUCGAGGAGCAUCCGACGCAUAGCCUGCUAACCGUGGACAUGUACGAAGACACCUGCGACCCGAACUUCAGGCCGGACUUCGUGGACCAAGUCUUCGAUAGCUCCGACGAGUCCUAUACAGACGAGAUGCAAGGAGACGACUACGACUUCAUAGACCCCGCUGACGAUCUCUUCCUCGAUGAUGAUGACGAAGAGGAGUUGGACGAGUACUUGUACCGGUUUCAUUAUUACUAGCCGCUGAAGUCCCAUUGCCUAGUCGCUGCACACCCCGACGCCACUACUAUAGCCUAGCUACUGAAUACGAGUAUAAACGACGUGGUGCGAGUGUAAACUUUCAGAAGUGAUACUAUUGUUUUCUAUUUAUGUUUUUAUUUGUUUAUUGAAGAAUCAUAUUUGUUUAAACCAUUUUGCCCAUGUUAUUAUUUUAGUUACACGAAGACGCGAAUGCAAGUUAUCAUCAAGUUUUGAAGAGUGGAGUGAUUUUUGUUGCUAUUUGUCACCUAUUUCAUUAAGCCAUACGUGUUCAUGAUGUUCUCAUUUGUUUUUCAACAUUUUGUGGGGCUGAAUCUUAUAGACACACUAAAUAUUACUUAACAUAUCUGUGAUUAAAAAUAUUUUUAAAGUAACAAUCUAUAUUCAAGUAUACAUUAUUAUUUCCUUGCACUUGUACAAAUAAGCAAUUUGAUUAGUUGUCACAGCUAAGCAAUCAGUAGAGUAAUAGAAUUAAAUUGAUAGUAAAAAUUAGCCAUACAUUUGCACUCAAACUGUGAUGAAGAAAUGUGAAAAAACCUCUCAAUAGUUAUAUAUUUUUAAGCUCAUGUAUUCUGUGCAAAAUAAUUAGUGUUCAGAUUAAUUACUGUUAUUAUUUGUUAAAUGCUAGUUAGGAAAUUUUAUCAAACUGUCCGAAUAUCCUGUAAGUAUAUGUAUAAUAUGGCUUCAAUAAUAAUGUUUAUAUAAGUAAUUGUAUUUUAAUUGCGUUUAUGACUCAUUAUGGAAAUUCAUGUUUGCGCGAGAAGUUAUUUGUUUAAAAUGAUGCUAGACGAUGAAAGAAAAGGUGUAGUAGACUUUAAAGCCCGAUAAAUCAAGAAUUUAUUCUCAAUAUACCUAAUAAAAGUCUGUUGUGUCUAGUGGUUUACGCAACGAUCAAAUGUUUGAAGGGUAGAAAAUAAUUGGAACUUUUUGUUAAUAACCCUCUCUCUACUGUUAUUUAUCUUGUCCAGUUGCGCUUCAGUAAUUGCCGCUAGUUCCUACAGGAUACAAUUGUCACUGAUCUAAAAGAUUUGAAAUAUAUUUACAAAAUUUUCUUUCAUUAAACUUUUGUAUGUCAUAUUAUAGAUAUGGGUUAAUGUUAACUAUUUAUGUAAAUAUAUAAGUAUUUCCUAUGGCAUAUCUGUAUAGAUUUCUUCAAAACAAAACUCCUUUGAAAUUGCUGGUUUCAAUAUUAUUCAAUAUUAAUGGUUUCAAUUUUAUUGGCCAACUAAGUCAAACUCAUAUAGAACUGUGAUCUGUUUUGUUUGUCAUUCACCUACCAAAGGUGACGCCAGAUUUCAUUCUCAUUGUCUUUCAUAUGUAACCAUUUAUUUUUAAUAACUAUAUUUACUACAUUCGCAUUUUAAUUUUCCGUCAUGGUCGGGCCAAGAAUGAUGACACCCAGUAUUGUAUUUUUAUAUUUCUGCACAUGUAAUUAAUUACAUUUUAUAUGAAAAAAUGGUUAUGAAUGAACGACAGAAUUUGCAACUGGUGUUUCCUUACCUUGCAGGCAAUUGUAUUGUUAUGUCAUUAGUGUAUUUAUAAAUUUGUCACUGUGGAUUCUACUAUUUAGACUUAUAAUAAUGCCGAUAACAGUCUUAUGUUAGUGUUUCUGAUUUAAAUUUUCUAUGAUUUUGAUUAAAUUUUUUUAUAACAGAUACAUUGCCAUGUCCAUUAGUCUUAUUUUUCAUAUCUAUCCAUGUGAAACUUUGGAAAAUCUGUUCUUUUUUUAUCUAUUAACAGAGGUCCCUAAAAUGCCUAUUGUUUAUCGGUAUAUUAGUACAGAUAUAUUUUUGGGCGAUUGAGGCCCUACAUAAUAUUUUUACCUCCAUAAAUUAGUAUGCAUUAUCUAUUUAGAUAGUUUUUCAGGAAUUAUAAGUUUUGAAAGAUUUUUCAAGAAUUUAUAUUACAUUGCUGUAACUUUAUUCAUAUUCAUUCACUUUAUAAAAACUGAAUGUAUUAAAUCGGAAAUGAUUUUGAUUUAUUUUUAUCAAAGGCUGAUUUGUUUUAAUCACAUGUGGAAGCAAUCAAUGUCUAUAUUUUUUAAGAAUUUUUAUAAAGAAUUAAAAUUAAAACCUCUAAUUUCUACCUUUGAAUGAGAAGAAAUUUUUUUGUUGUUUGACAAAUAAAAAUAUACUUUAUACAUUUUUAUGAUCUUCACUGUUUACAUGUUUCACAUAUGUGAUAUUUUAUUGAGGUAUGAAAUUGAACAUUAUGUUUCUAUGUUUUUAAUUUCAUUAAUUUUAGGAGUUGAGUACAUUUUGUGAAAACAUGUGAGUUGUAGGAGAACACAAAUAAUUUUGUCUCACAACUGCAUUUUUUUUCAUUCACUACUAAGUCAUAAAGCAUUGUUUUUUUAGUUGUUUUUUUGUCUAUUGAUGUGAUAAAAUGAUUUCACUGAGUAUAUCAGUCUUUACGAUUAUAUUACAACAUGUAUUGUCUGGUGAUUUCACAUAAUAGUGGUUUUUGUUUUUAGAUUUUCAUUUUAGGAGAAAACCAUGCAUGAGAUGAUUUGUGAAAAGUUAGUUUUUAUACAUUAAUUGUUUUAACAUUAUUAGUAAGAAACAAAAUACAGGCAUUCUCUUCA